AUGGCCCAGCAAUGUCCCACCAUAGCUACAGACCCACCCACACCUAACACGUAUCACAGUUUAAUUUCUGUGCCCUACGGAAAAGCAUGGAAAGAGCAGCGAAGAUUUUCACUGACAGUUCUCAGGAAUUUUGGGCUGGGCAAGAAAUCGGUGGAGGAGAGGAUCCUGGAUGAGGCCACUUACCUGCUGCAAAGCUUUGAGGAAAGAAAGAGGGAGCCUUUUGAUCCCUUCUGUCUUGUCAACCACGCCGUGACCAACAUUAUCUCCACGCUUCUUUUUGGGAAGCGUUUCGGAUAUGACGAUGACUCCCUGAAAAAUGUCUUAGACCUGGUGCAUGAGAAUAUGAAAUUGGCUGCUGGAUUCUGGGCACAGAUGUCAAAAAUAUCAACUAAGCCCUAUAACAGUGUGAACGGGAAUACCGCGGACAAGCCAUUCCUGACGGAAGAGCAGGAGGAGCACAGGGCAACACUUGUUCCUGGACAGCACCGUGACUACAUUGAUGCAUACUUGGAAGAAAUACAGAAGUCAGAGGAUAAAGGAUCAAGUUUUGAAGAGGAAGGCCUGAUUAUUAUUCUGAUCGAUCUGUUUGUUGCUGGAUCAGAGACAACCUCAUCAACACUUCUGUGGGCUUUGCUCUACAUGAUGAUGUUCCCAGAGGUCCAAGAGAAAUGUCAAGCGGAACUGGACACUGUUCUCAGAAAUAAUCCAUGCAUCAAGUACGAAGAUCGGGACAGGCUUCCUUACACAAAUGCUGUCAUCCAUGAAAUCCAGCGCUUUGCAAAUGUGGUACCCAUGGGGGUUCCUCAUGCCCCGAUCAAAGAUGUGCAGCUUUUGGGUUAUACAAUCCCCAAGGACACCACAGUAAUAACCAACCUCAUUUCCGUACACCGUGAUGAGUCUCAGUGGAAGCACCCUUAUGAAUUCAACCCCUCCAACUUCCUGAAUGAGAAGGGAGAGUUUGUGAAGUCUGAAGCCUUUCUAGCAUUCUCAGCAGGUCCCAGGGGCUGCCUAGGGGUGAGCCUGGCUCGUAUGGAACUGUUCCUCUUUUUCACAGGCAUCCUGAGAAAAUUCCAGGUGAUGUGGCCAGAUGAAUCAAAAGCCCCAGACCUGACACCCUGCUAUGGGGUCACCCUGUCCCCAGCACCCUUUAAAGUGGCACUGAAAUGUCGCUGGCUGUAAUGUAUCCAGUCUGACCGCGUGGCUGGGUUGGGCUCCACACGGUCAAGCGCUAACAUCGAGCUUCGCUCCACAUAACAAAGGACUAAGCAGAUCCUAGCCCACCCCUAUCCGAGGGCUAGUGUCCCAGCCAAGAGCCUAUGGA
Gekko japonicus is the source of this 1321-nucleotide messenger RNA. RefSeq names its product cytochrome P450 2J2-like. Gene Ontology annotation, molecular function: heme binding; oxidoreductase activity, acting on paired donors, with incorporation or reduction of molecular oxygen, reduced flavin or flavoprotein as one donor, and incorporation of one atom of oxygen; iron ion binding. The record is from RefSeq and is a predicted model, not a curated record. Bases 1 to 1179 code for a protein of 392 amino acids. Gene Ontology annotation, biological process: xenobiotic metabolic process. Gene Ontology annotation, cellular component: intracellular membrane-bounded organelle; cytoplasm. Lineage: Eukaryota; Metazoa; Chordata; Lepidosauria; Squamata; Gekkonidae. The transcript is spliced from 10 exons.